AAUAAUCUACUGAACACUCACUAUGCACACUAUACGAUGCAUUUGGAAAUGGAAUGGAGGUCAAAAUGUCAGACCGUGAAAGAUGAUAUACCACUUGCACUACAGGCCAACGGGAAACACAACAACAUUAUCAUCUUGCGCUCUCUCUUUCUCCAACUCUACGUGGCACAUCCGAACAUAUCUGAACAUUGGACUAUAUAGUUGAAUGAGUGGAAGAUGAGUUCUCGACAUCAACGUCAACGUCGAUACUUCCCUCUUGAACAGAGCAACCCAUCGACGUCUGCUGACCAAAGCAUUGUGAGGGCUUGCAACAUCAAAUAUGUGAGCCUGUGCGUGCUUGUACUCCAGAAUGCAUCCCUUAUCCUCAUCAUGCGCUACACCCGGACGCUUCCCGGUGACCGUUACUUCACGUCCACCGCUGUCGUUGUCUGUGAGGCACUCAAGAUGUUCACCUGCGUCUUCAUCAUCCUCCUUCAGCUGCGAGGCAAUGUCCUGGAGUUGUGUGUUUUCCUGUGGCAGCAUAUCGUCCUGCAACCGAUGGACACCCUGAAACUGGCUGUACCUUCAGUCAUCUACAUGAUCCAGAAUAACCUUCUUUUCAUUGCUGUGUCAAACCUUAAUGCUGCCACUUUUCAGGUGACGUACCAGUUAAAGAUCUUGACUACUGCCCUUUUCUCCUUGAUAAUGCUGAAAAGGACAUUGAGCUCUCUCCAAUGGUUUGCAUUGGUACUUCUGUUCAUCGGAGUAGCCAUCGUUCAGAUGCAGCCAGGCGAUCCUUCUAAAGAAGCUACCGAUAGCACAACGGCAGAACAGUCUCCCAUGAAGGGCCUGAUAGCCAUUCUCCUUUCCUGCCUAUCCUCCGGAUUUGCAGGUGUGUACUUUGAGAAGAUCCUCAAAGGCAGUCAAGGGUCUAUCUGGUUGCGGAACAUCCAAUUAGGACUGUUUGGAUCUCUCACAGGUAUCCUGGGUAUCUGGCUGAAAGAUGGCUCAGAUGUCAUUGAGAAAGGUUUCUUCUUUGGCUAUACAAAGUAUGUUAUCCUUGUGAUAGCCUUGCAGGCAUUUGGAGGACUCUUGGUUGCAGUGGUUGUGAAGUAUGCAGACAACAUCCUCAAGGGAUUUGCCACAAGUUUUAGUAUUAUCAUAUCAACAGUAUUUUCGGUGUAUCUAUUUGGAUUCAUGAUCAACAUCCAAUUUUGCCUAGGAGCAGGACUUGUGAUAUUGGCCAUAUAUCUUUACAGUUUGCCAAAACCAGUAAAUACUCAACCCGUAGUGUCCGAAAUGAGUAAGACAACAAGUAAUGGUACAUGAUUGAUUCAUACCUUGUAAUUAUCUAGCAAAUAGAAAUAGCAAUUUUUAAAUGGUUUGCACAUACCGGUACCAACCGUCACUUCCAAUUUUUUUAGUCCUAACUGACAAAGCCAAUCGAGCAAUAACACAGAAAGUGACAUUAUGUAAAGGACCACAACUAUUUUUCUCCUGUUAUCCCUUACCGCCACACCAUCAUUACAUCUCUCCAGCAAACAUACAUCAAAUUAAGAAGAUAAAGUUGCUGCUUCUUUGAUUCUGCUUCUUACCCUUUUAUACCCCUCAUUAAAUCUGAUAAAUGUCAUCCUGUUGUACAUUCCUAUAAUUGCAAUUUAAUGUAGUUUUCAUUUCCAUCUGUAUUGGGUAUUGUCUAUUCAGGCAAAUAAUGAUGAUAAAGAUAAUGAAUGAUAGUAAACACGUGUUAGCUUUCUGUUAUUAUCUGAAUUGUUACGUGCAAUAUUUCUUUUAUGUCAUUGUUCUAAGAAAACUGGCAAUUCCAUUCACCGAUCUAGGAAGAAUGAAAUUAUUAUAAGUAAUAAUCAUAUUUGAUAUGUAAUGUAUGUAUUGUUCCUUUAUCAGCAAAUCUUGGUGCUCAAGUUUUUCAAAUCUCACCCGGCAUAGCUGGGCAACUGUGCUCACAGCAUUCAAAGAACUUCCUCCCAUUGACACCUGUUAACUUCUUGGUGGAGAGUGACAAAAGUAGAAAAUAUCUUGCAAAAGAACAUUUGUGCCAUGGUGGGAUUUGAACAUGGAACUAUUGUUGGAACUCUCUCAACACGUUGACAGUUUCACCCACUAAGACACAAAUUUCACUUCAUCCAAUUGAAAAAGCUUUCUGUGUUAGUGCUGGAUUGGCAGUUGUAACUUUUAAUUGGCAAAGAUGAUAAGGUAUAAGCCAGAUCCUGUCUUAGAAAUUCAGUUUCAUUUUUACUUAUUUAUUUUCAUCUUACUUACAGGGUACACUUCUUGUUUAGUUCCUUCAAGAAAAAGAUGAUCUUUGGAGAAUUGUCAUCUUUGGUAUCAUUAUUUUAUGACUGAAUUUCUCUAAUAUUGAUUUAUAAUUAUAUCCAACAUACUUGCAACCUGUAGCUUACAUGUAUGUAGUACAUAUUUUGAAACUGGAUAUGUUUAUUAUUUGUUCAGUACCUUUCUUUCUCUGGGAAAUACCAUGUAGUCACUCUUUACAUGCAAUACCAUCACAUACUAGCAUAUUUAUAUAUGGGUAGUAGGUACUAGCAACCUAUGUAGAAAAAAGCAUUGCUGAUUGCUUGAAAGUCGGAAUAGCUCGAGUUCAAACCACAUGUACAUGUAGAGUGUAGUGACAGUUGGAAUUCCUGUCAAAUGCUCUUAUAAAUUUCAAAUCUGAGAUUUAAAGUUAAAGGGGAAGUUCACCUUAAUAAUAAGGCGGUUUUAAAGAAAUCAGAAAGAAGUUACAUGUAGAGAGAAAUAUUGGUGAGAUUUGAUGAAAAUUAGUCAAAAUCAAGUUUAUUUUGAUUAGCUAUGUGUUUGUGACGUCACAAAUGAGUAGCUCCUGUGUGAUAUAUACCGGGAAUAAUUCUGCUUUAAAAAUUUGAAUAGCAUUUUUGGUAUGUAAAAUAUGCUAUACAAAAUACUUAAUGCAUAGCAGUCU
Molecule: messenger RNA, 2935 nt
Organism: Lytechinus variegatus (green sea urchin)
Lineage: Eukaryota; Metazoa; Echinodermata; Echinoidea; Temnopleuroida; Toxopneustidae
Product: UDP-galactose translocator-like
Biological process (GO): pyrimidine nucleotide-sugar transmembrane transport
Cellular component (GO): Golgi membrane
Molecular function (GO): UDP-galactose transmembrane transporter activity
Source: RefSeq, a predicted model, not a curated record